AAAAUGACUACACACAGAGCGUCACGCUGCUCGCGCAUCUUACGCACGGACCUGCAGCUGCAUCCAUCCUCAGGUCGACAUAUUUUUAUACAAACAUAAGGAGGCUUUUUGUUUUUUUUUAGCCCACUCUACCGUGUUUCAGCCCCCCCCCCCCCCUUUUUUUAUUGGUGCCUUUUAAAAGCUGGGAUGGGCACCAUUCUGCAGGAGCGAGCGCCACAACAACACCCGGAGAGGGUCUCCAUCAGGGACAGGAAGAACAACAACACGCCAUAUGUGCCCAGCAGCAGAAUGGGCAGGAGGCAGUCACAAAGGAAGCCGGUGCAGCCGCAGUACACGUUACCGAGUCAAGAAAAUAGUAAUGAGAAGAGGCUGCAGCAGAGAAGGAAGCAGAAACCAAACCCCCCCUCCACCAAACGAGCUACCUCUCAUCACAGAUCUCAGGGAUCCUCAGAGUCAAAGACCCACCCUCUGUCCCCCGCAGAGGACAGGACAUCUCAGCACAGAGAACACAAGCACAGCGUUUUCAGAACCAGCCGGCACACAGCAGCCUUCCCCUGCCACCGCCCGUCCACCACCAGCCCUGACCCGCAGGACGGACCCUCAGAAGUAGGAAGUCCGAGCUUCCAUGGGGAGGGGGACAGCGACAGCGACUUGUCUGAGUCAGAGAGACUUCCUGUGGCCUCUUGUAGUCGCGUUCCCCCACAACUCCACCUGAGACCAGAAGUCAUCGAGGUUGAGGACCGCUCCUCUCGCUGCCACCGACCCAGAGGACACGGCCUCGGUGCUUUUGACUUCCCGGACUUCCUGCCUCCACCGUUUAACUCUUGGAGUCUGAGUCAGCUGGCUGUGUUCUACAACACGGAGGGCCAGGGGGCUCCUCGACCCAGAGCUGUGGGUCCUUUGGAAAGAUACAUGGAGAGGCUCCUGCAGCUGGAGUGGCGCCAGAUUCAGACCGCCCAGGAGGAAGGUGGGAAGUCGGGGCUGUCGGAUAUGUCGUCCGGCUGCCACGCCUCACCUGCCUCCGCCUCGUCCCGCCUCAGCACUCCGAAGUGCAUCCUGCAGUGUCAGCGCUCCUUCCCCCUCAACUUCCUCUCGUCGCUGGCCAGUCACUCGGCGCUGCUCUCCGGAUGCGCCUGCACCCUCUGCCGGAUCCGAUACUCCGCCUGCAACACGUCCUGCUGCCGAUCCACGUCCAGGCUGCCCAGGAGGAGCUGCAGCGAGAGCCGGGUCAACUCCUCGGACAGGAGCUCCAGAAACCAGAGGUUCAGCAGCCCUCUGAGGAACAGCCACAUGACGAGGAUGCAGGCUUCAGGGAACCUCCGCAACCCGGUGCAAGGUGCUGCUCCUCAACCCACUGCCGCUGAUGGCAGGCAGAUGCUGGACUACAGGACUGGGGGGAGGAGUGGAUCAGAGCAGAGACGAGGAGGAGCAGAAAGACUGGAGAAAAGACGGAGUGGUUCUGAGUGUAGACCAGGAGGAGCUGAGCUGAAGGACCAGGAAAUCAAACCGGACGCUGUCACUGCGAUAAUGGAUAAUUUACCCGGCUUUAAAAAGUCUUCGACACACAGACACAAGCAGGUGGAGUUUGUCACCUAACAGCAGGUUAUUGGGUCACAUCAUUAAAACUAUUUCAUUAAGAAUGGAUAUUUCAGAUCACAGGUGACAGGAAGUAUAGAAAGAUAGUAGUUUUUUUAUGAUGUCAGAUUUGUUUUCUGUGUUUAAUCCAAUGCGCGUAAAUGAAGUACUGCAACAUGCACUACUGAUCAGACAUCGAUCCAUUUACCUUUACAUUUAAAUCAGCACAACACAUCAAAUAUUAAUCUGUGUUCAGGAGUUUUCUGCUUUGGUUUGAAAUGAUAUUUUGGACAGAAAGCAGGCCUCCUGAAACAACCCGGUGCAAGGUGCUAACCCUCAAUCCACUGCCGGUCCAACUGAAGGACAUAAAACCGGACGCUGUCACUGCAAUAAUGGAUACUUUACCUGGCUUUAAAAAGUCUUCAACACACAGACAGAAGCAGGUGGAAGUGUAACCUGUAUGCCACAGCUGGAUCAUCCCCUUAAAUAUUUCAUUAAGAAUGUACGUUUCCAACGAGAGAUGACAGGAAGUGUAGAAAGAUUGUAGAAGCCAGAUUUGUUUCUUGGAUUCUUAUGUUUAAUCCAAUGCUGUUACUGCGGGUUUAUGAAGUAAUGCAACAUGCACCACUGAUGGACGAUGAGCAUUUACCUUUCAUUUUAAUUAACCGCAACACCCUCUAUUAUUAAUCUGUGUUCAGGAGUUUUCUGUUUUGGUUUGUCAACAAAAUGCUGGAAAAUAAAACGUGUACCAAACCGCCACUGGUGGAGGUUGCAAGUCUCCUGAAUCCACUGCCAGUCGAACUGAAGGAAAUAAAACCGGACGCUGUCACUGCAGGAACGGAUCAUUAGCUACUUUCACCCAUCUCCAACAUCAUGUUUCAUUUGGUGACGCUUUUAUCCACAGCGACUUACAAUACGUGCGACACACAGACAGAAGCAGGUGGACUUUGUUACAGCAGGUUGGAAGUGUUACCUGUAUGUCACAUCUGUUUAUACCUUGUUACUUUUCUAUACUGAACCCAAAGGUGAAAUAUGGACAUGUAAAGCUAUUUACUGAGAUGUGUUGACAUGUGAAGUUAUGCAUAAAGUUUGAUCUAUUUGGAUUAUUGGGAUUCAUGUCGAAUAAUACAUUAUUUUCAGGUAUGUUUUUUAAUUUCAAUUCCAGCCAUGGUAAUGAAGAGUAUAUGUGUGUAGGUAGUGAAUAAAGCCUGCAUAAACAACAGCAUGUAAACAAACAGGGCGGAGUAUCCAGAUGUGCUUUCAGUAUUCCACUG
Eleginops maclovinus (Patagonian blennie) is the source of this 2849-nucleotide messenger RNA. RefSeq names its product protein FAM217A-like. NCBI's taxonomy places the organism in Eukaryota, Metazoa, Chordata, Actinopteri, Perciformes, Eleginopidae. The record is from RefSeq and is a predicted model, not a curated record.